UAUACAUUUCGUGCACAAGGGGCACUAUAUUAUAAAAUGGAUGAUCUGGUGCCAGGUGAUAAAGGACCUAGACAUCUCCAGCUCUACUUCUAUGAUACAGAUGAAACCUUGGAACAUAGAGUGAAGCGGUCUCCAGAUCUUGAUAUCAAUAUCAUACGGGCCAUUCUGGAGAUACUAAAGGACAACCCCUAUGUGAAGACCUUUAAAAGUUGUGGAUCUGUUCCGAACCUGGAAGAAUAUAGAAUAUCACUUAACACGGACAUAAGACUGGACCAGAGAAGGUACAAUGUCCCCACAGCUUCACAGGUGGCCGCGAUGUGGGUUGAAGGUAGUGACCCGCAAAACACUUUUGAUAGGCAGGUUGUCGUGCAUGGCAAAGGGGACCGUCCUAUAUUUAUUAGAGCUUACUAUGGUUGCUAUGAUCCUUUGGCAUAUCCAUUAUUCUUCCCGAGAGGGGAGACGGGGUGGAACCGUCGGAUACCAUAUGAGAUACCACGUAAAGUCACUCAGCAAGGGGACAAAGAGGAUGACACAGAGCGUGAACCCUUGCAAGGUCUAGACCAAAGUUCCAAUGUACAUCUGGAAGAAAACACGGAUGAGGUAGCAGAUGAUGAAGAGGACCAGGAUGAAGAGGACCAGGAUGAUGGUCAAAACGGAGGUAAAAGAAAAUUUGUUAGCGCCAGGGAGUACUAUUGCUUCAAGCUACAAGUUAGGAAAGGACUUUUCAACAUUAUAUUGUUCGGUGCACGCGAGCUCCAGCAAUGGGCUGUCGACAUGUACAUAAAGUGUGAGACUAUGAGACUUGAUUUUUUUUCCAAUCCUAAGAAUCAGAAGCGCAUACGUGCUGAUUUAUACCAGGGUGUUGUUGACGUCAUGUAUGCUGGCGAGACACGUGGUAAGCAUGUUGGUAGGAGAAUUGUGCUACUGCGGACUUUUCCAGGAGGUGAUAGAGACAUGCAGCGAAGAUUCCUCAAUGCGAUGGCGUUAGUCCAGCGGUUUGGGAAGCCUGAUUACUUUAUCACAAUCACUUGCAACCCACACUGGGAGGAGAUUACAUCCAAACUUGAACCCGGACAGACACCACAAGACCGUCCAGACCUUGUGGCGAGAGUAUACAGGGCCAAAUUGCGAAGUAUCAAUGAUCUCUUAAUCAAAAAAGAUACUUUGGUGAGCAAGCUAACAAACCCAGAUGGAUAUGACAAGGUGAUAUCAGCAGAACUUCCUAACAAGGACUUCUACCCUGUAUUGCAUGCUCUGGUGGUCAAACAUAUGCUCCAUGGACCAUGUGGUGCUCUCAGGAAAAAUUGUGCUUGCAUGAUAGAUGGUGAAUGUCGAUUUCACUAUCCCAGGCAGUUUACUGAUGCUACACAGCAAGGAAAGGACUCAUAUCCUAUCUAUAGGAGGAGGCACGAUGGUUGUCAAGUGAAGGUCAGGGGAGCAGAGUUGGAUAAUAGAUGGGUUGUCCCAUACAACCCUGGUCUGCUUAUGCGGUAUAAUUGUCACAUCAAUGUUGAAGCUUGCUCAAGCAUCAAGACAGUGAAAUAUUUAUUCAAGUACAUCUAUAAAGGACAUGAUCGUGCAUCAUUCUCAGUGGAUCCAGCAGGAGAUAAUGAGGGUGAAGUGAUCAAUGAGAUUAAACCCUACAGGGAUGCCAGCUUCACUUGGAAGAUAUGCAGCCUAUCACAUUCAAAGAGGGCGAUGAUCUAG
Messenger RNA from Lolium perenne, 1707 nucleotides. Lineage: Eukaryota; Viridiplantae; Streptophyta; Magnoliopsida; Poales; Poaceae. The record is from RefSeq and is a predicted model, not a curated record.